AGAUGAAAGGAGGAAACGUUCCCUGUCCAGCAACACCUGAGCAACUCAGCAGGCAGAAAUGGCUCCAGGGUCGUGGUUUUCUCCUCUCCUCAUUGCUGCCAUCGUCCUGGGACUGCAGUGGCCACAGGAAGCUGCCACCUUCCCGGCCAUGCCCCUUUCCAGCCUGUUUGCCAACGCUGUGCUGAGGGCCCAGCACCUUCACCUCCUGGCUGCUGAGACAUACAAAGAGUUCGAACGCACCUACAUUCCAGAGGACCAGCGACACACCAACAAAAAUUCUCAGGCAUUUUGUUACUCAGAAACCAUCCCUGCUCCCACAGGGAAGGACGAUGCCCAGCAGAAAUCGGACAUGGAGCUUCUUCGGUUCUCACUGGUCCUCAUCCAGUCCUGGUUGACCCCGGUGCAAUACCUAAGUAAGGUGUUCACAAACAAUCUGGUUUUUGGCACCUCGGACAGAGUGUAUGAAAAACUAAAGGACCUGGAAGAAGGGAUCCAAGCUCUGAUGGGUAAGUUGCAGCGU
This is a messenger RNA of Mesitornis unicolor (brown roatelo), 520 nucleotides long. Its product is annotated as somatotropin-like. The record is from RefSeq and is a predicted model, not a curated record. Lineage: Eukaryota; Metazoa; Chordata; Aves; Mesitornithiformes; Mesitornithidae. Gene Ontology annotation, cellular component: extracellular region. Gene Ontology annotation, biological process: growth hormone receptor signaling pathway; positive regulation of tyrosine phosphorylation of STAT protein; positive regulation of receptor signaling pathway via JAK-STAT. Gene Ontology annotation, molecular function: hormone activity; growth hormone receptor binding.